UAAAUUUUGUGGGACUAUCAAUUUUAAUAAAGAAAAUCUUCGCCAAUUGUAGCAAAUACCUUCGGUAGGCCGAUAUUACGCGAUUAAAAACUGUCAUGCGUCAUCCCCAUUUCUUAACCUCGUCCGUUGUUGAUAUGACAAUUCCACAAGGGUUUGUGUAUACAGCAGGACGGAAGGUAACUCAUCUGACUUUGAUAUUUCAUCACUUUAGUCGAGAAAGAAAACCCCUACAUCCGACAAUACCGACGCAUUUCUCAUAUGGUCAGACAAAAAUGUCGUCGUCAUAGUGAGAAUGAGAGAGAAUGAGAGAAUGAGAGAGUUAGAGAGAGACAGUGCUAGGGUUAGGGCAAGGUUUCCGACAGCCAAGGACAGUGGUAGUGGGAUCAGGAGGCAGCUUCCACGGUAUGGCAAGCAGUAUCUUGGGCAAGCAACUUCGUAUUUUUUCUAUGAUUUUCCAGCGGAUCAGUCAGCAAAGGAUUUGUGGGAGAUGGAAAGGAAAUUGAACCAGAUUAAGAUACACUCUUAUCAUCUCAAGGUGAAGCUCGUUGAGAAUAUGAAAAAAGGAAGGGAGGGGAUUUUGUUGGGUAAGCACAAGCAAUUGGAGAAACAAUGGAUUAGAAGAGACAGUAAGGUGACUCAAGGGAAAACUUAUGCUCAGGUCGUUGCUGGAGAUAUGGGCUCCCUUGAGCAAGGGCAGUCAUCCACUAAUGGAGUACAGCAAGGUGUUGCAAAGAAAGGAAAGGAGGCUAUGGAGGAUGCGGGGGAGGAGGAAUGGAAGGUGACGCCGAAGACAUCACAGGAUAAGGUUUCUGGGCCAGAAACGGUGCAGGUUUUAAACUUUAUCCCUAAGGAUGAGGAUGUGGCAUGGCUGAAACGCAGUAUGGUGGCGGAGGUGCGAUCUUUGGAUUUGGUGAAGCGAAUCCAAAAUAGCUUGGAUGUGGAGGGAGUACUGGUGAAUGUUGCUUUGCUUGGUGGUCGACAAAUCAUUUUAGUGGAUAAUUCGAAAGGUGGCCUGGAGGAGUUCCUUAACCGAAGUAGAGAUUUGGUUGAAUUGUGGUUUGAGUGGAUAAAGCCAUGUUCUUUAUCCACAGUUUCUUCAUUGUGUAGAUUGGUAUGGCUUCGGCUUAAUGGUGUUCCGUUGAAGGCAUGGAGCGAGAGAUGCUUCACUGAAUUAGGGAACAUAAUUGGAGAGGUGAUUCUUGUUGAUGAGGAUACAAGGAGUAAAUCGUUUUUAUGCGAAGGAAGGGUGUUGAUUUUGAGUGCAGAAAAGAGGAAAAUAUCAACAACCAUUUGUUUGCGAGUUGAUGGCGAGGAUUUCCCAAUAUCAGUGUCAGAGGAGGAGUGGAGGAUGGAUCCGGACUGGUGCGACAAUGAAGAAGGUGAUGACGGUUACAGUGAUUUGAAUUUGAACUUCAAUGGAAACGGAUUUCUAUGCGGAGAUGGCGGUGAGUCGGCCGAAGAUCAUGCUGUAACGGAUUUGGUUUUAUACAAAGAGUUGAGUAGACAAGCAGAAUCGCAGGGAGAAGAAACGGCUGGGUUUGUUGGCCUAAAUGGGCUAGACGAAAUUGAGCUGGAUAAGGGGAACCAGGUUGGGCCGGGAGUUGUUGGAAAUGGAAUUGGGCUGGAGGAAGCACAGCCUGGUUGCGGGGGGGCUGGAGCGGAUGAAACGAUGAAAAGGGGCGCGAGUUGGAUUACGGCCCGAACAAAGAGUAGAAGGGACAGGAGGAUGACAGAAGCGCCAAAAGAGGAGAGGCCGAAUCUGCAGCAGGAAAGUUGCUCUGUGUCGGACGGAUGCAUUCAACACAGAAAUGGGAUUAUUCGGCGUCAAUUGGAGACAAAAGAGGUGAGGGAAAUAUUUGAGUUGGGGCAAAGGUUGGGGAUUCAGUGCCAACACAACGAUGAAGAGGUGAUCUCUCGGCUGGCAACUUUGGAGGCGAGGGACGAGAGGAAGGCUUCGUUGUGGGAGGAGAUUGGUGGAUUGAUUUUGGAAGAGGGUGGUAGAUGGCUUGUGGCAGGGGAUUUUAAUACAGUUCGGAAUGCCACAGAGAGGAAGGGAAGAUUAGGAGAAACCCAGGACAUGGAAGAUUUUAAUCAUUUUGUGGAGGGAACUGGGUUAAUUGAUGUUAGGUUGCGGAAUAGGAAAUUCACUUGGUAUAGACCAGAUGGAACUUCAAUGAGCAAGCUUGACAGAAAUGUGGAUUGGGGUCCCAAGCCUUUUCGAGUACUUGAUGCACGGCAACAACAUCCAGAUUUUCGAGAAUUUGUGGAGAAUAGAUGGAAGGCUAUGCAAAUUGAAGGUUGGGCCUCAUACAAAUGUAAACAGAAGUUGAAGCUUUUAAAAGAGGAAUGUAAAGGGUGGAACAGUGGGGUGUUUGGCAAUGUGGAGACUCAAUUUGACACCCUAGUAAAGCAGGUUGAGAGGUUGGAUAAAAAAAGUGAGGAGGAUGGGUUGGACGAGAAUGAGGUGCUAGUGAGAAAGGAGUGUUUUCAGGGGAUGUGGGAUAUUUUAAGAAAAAGAGAAGCUGUGUGGAAGCAGAAGGCGCGGACUAAUUGGGUUCGUUUGGGAGAUGCAAAUACAGCAUUCUUUCAUAGGAGUGUUCAUGCAAGGAGAGCACAGAAUGGCAUAUCUGGUAUCUUAGGCGAGAAUGGUUGGGUGGAGGAACCAGAUGUAGUCAAGGAGGAGGCAGUUAAGUAUUUUAGCAAACUGUUUCGAGAUGAAAAGUGGCGUCGUCCUGUCUUGGGUGGGAUUCAGUUCCGUAGAAUUUCUAUGACACAAAAGGAGUGGUUGGAAAAACCUUUCACAAUAGAGGAAAUUGAAGAGGGACUUCGAAGUUGUGAUGGAUCGAAGGCACCAGGACCAGAUGGUUUCAAUUUUAAUUUUAUAAAGUUUGCAUGGAGCACAAUGAAGGAUGAUUUUGUGAAUUUCCUGCAGGAAUUUCAUCGACAUGGGAGCCAUUCAUUACCAGCCAAAACCAUGCCGUUAAAGGUUCUUUCUGCGCUUGACGCCGCGAGAACCCAAUUUUAUCAUUUCAAGGCCAUAGUCAUCGCUGGCAUGGGUCUCUUCACGGACGCCUACGAUCUCUUCUGCAUCACUCCCAUAGUCCAAAUCCUCAGAGGCGUAUACUAUCCCAAUAAAGAAGAAAUUCCCACUCAAGUCAUCUCCGCCUUGGUUGUCGUCGCCCUUGUAGGCACAGUUAUUGGUCAACUCGUGUUUGGCAUCCUUGGAGAUUACAAAGGGCGGCGCCGUGUAUAUGGAUUGUCGCUGAUGAUCAUGGUUCUUAGUUCUCUUGCGUGCGGGUUCUCCAUUUGCAGGACAAGACUUUGUGUCUUGUUGAGUCUGGGGUUCUUCCGGUUCUUGCUCGGGUUGGGUAUAGGCGGAGACUACCCGCUAUCGGCAACAAUCAUGUCGGAGUUUGCCAACAAGAGGACCCGUGGAGCGUUCAUAGCGGCAGUGUUUUCGAUGCAGGGGUUUGGGAUUUUGGCGAGCUCGGCUAUGACAAUGGUGAUUUGCUCCAUCUUUCAGAAGGGAUCGCAUGCCUCAAAAUAUUACACACCGGACGCUGCCGACAUCUCGUGGCGGUUGAUUCUGAUGAUGGGCGGCGUUCCGGCUGCAGUGACUUAUUAUUGGCGGAUGUUGAUGCCGGAAACUGCUAGGUUUACGGCCCUAGUGGAGAGAGAUCCUGUGCAGGCAGCUGUUGAUAUCGGAAAAGUGUUAGACGUUCCACUGUGUAAAAUUUCAGAAGAUGCCCCGAUGCGGUCGUAUCCACCGACAUAUUCCCUGUUCUCUAGGCAAUUCCUCCGUCGCCACGGCCGCGACCUCUUCUCCUGUGCCGCUUCCUGGUUCCUCGUCGACAUUGCUUUUUACUCCAACAACCUCCUCCAAUCCAGGGUUUAUCACAACUUUAUCAAGGAAGAUGAUCGCAGUGCCUAUGAAUUGGCUUUUCAAGUGGCCAAACUCCAAGCAAUUGUGGCCGUCUGUUCUACCAUUCCGGGGUACUGGGUCACCGUCUAUUUCAUCGAUCGGAUCGGAAGAGUGAAAAUCCAAAUGUUGGGUUUUUUAAUGAUGGCAUUAGUUUAUUUUGCAAUUGGAAUUCCCUACAUACCCUAUUGGCAACAUGGCGAAGAUAAGGUGAAAAUAGGACUUAUGAUUCUGUACGGGGGAACCUUCUUUUUUGCCAAUUUUGGACCCAACACAACCACGUUCAUAGUUCCAGCGGAGCUGUUUCCGGCGAGAUUCAGAUCGACGUGUCACGGAAUCUCCGGAGCAAUGGGAAAAGUGGGUGCGAUUAUUGGGACAAUUGGGUUUUUAUGGGCAUCAAAGAAACGUCCAUCAAAGAAACGUCCAGACUCGUCCGAUGAACCCUAUGCUGAUAGGAUGACAUGGGCAGACUCGUCCGAUGAACCCUAUGCUGAUAGGAUGAGAUGGGCAUUAGUGUCGUUGGGGGUCGUGUGUCUUUUUGGUGCGGCAGUGACGUAUUUCUUCGCGCGGGAAACCAGAGGUAGAUCCCUAGAGGAUAAUGAGAUCGACAAUGACGAUGAUGGUCAUGUGGAAUUGUCUGCCUCCCGGUUCGUGCCUCCAAAUCAGAACUUGUAUCUUGUUGAGUCUGGGGUUCUUCCGGUUCUUGCUUGGGUUGGGUAUAGGCGGGGACUACCCGCUGUCGGCAACAAUCAUGUCAGAGUUUGCCAACAAGAACACCCGUGGAGCGUUCAUAGCGGCAGUGUUUUCGAUGCAGGGGUUUGGGAUUUUGGCGAGCUCGGCUAUGACAAUGGUGAUUUGCUCCAUAUUUCAGAAGGGAUCGCAUGCUUCAAAAGAUUACACGCCGGACGCUGCCGACAUCUCGUGGCGGUUGAUUCUGAUGAUCGGCGGCGUUCCGGCUGCAUUGACUUAUUAUUGGCGGAUGUUGAUGCCGGAAACUGCUAGGUAUAUCAUUUCUUUUCUUUCAUUUUUUAAAUUUACUACCUGUUUCCUUUCUAUUGGUCAGACAUUCAGUUUGACCCAACAAAUAAAGAAAAUGUGUAAAU
Molecule: messenger RNA, 5022 nt
Organism: Rubroshorea leprosula
Lineage: Eukaryota; Viridiplantae; Streptophyta; Magnoliopsida; Malvales; Dipterocarpaceae
Source: the annotation of a GenBank genome assembly